Messenger RNA from Galeopterus variegatus (Sunda flying lemur), 1645 nucleotides. RefSeq names its product chromosome unknown open reading frame, human C16orf45 (gene BMERB1). Gene Ontology annotation, biological process: negative regulation of microtubule depolymerization. Gene Ontology annotation, cellular component: microtubule cytoskeleton. NCBI's taxonomy places the organism in Eukaryota, Metazoa, Chordata, Mammalia, Dermoptera, Cynocephalidae. Bases 15 to 503 code for a protein of 162 amino acids. The record is from RefSeq and is a predicted model, not a curated record. The transcript has 5 exons.
UGGACAUCAUCUCCAUGGCAGAAACGACGAUGAUGCCAGAGGAGAUCGAGCUGGAGAUGGCGAAAAUUCAACGUCUCCGGGAAGUCUUGGUCCGAAGGGAGUCUGAGCUCAGGUUCAUGAUGGACGAUAUCCAGCUCUGCAAGGACAUCAUGGACUUGAAGCAGGAACUGCAGAACUUGGUCGCCAUCCCAGAAAAAGAAAAAACCAAGCCACAGAAGCAGAGAGAGGAUGAGUUGAUUCAGAAGAUCCACAAACUGGUGCAGAAGAGGGACUUCCUAGUGGAUGACGCAGAGGUGGAGCGGUUAAGGGAGCAAGAAGAAGACAAGGAAAUGGCUGAUUUCCUGAGAAUCAAGUUAAAACCUCUAGACAAAGUAACCAAAUCUUCAGUCAGCUCCCGGGCAGAGAAGAAAGCAGAGCCCCCACCUAGCAAGCCCACGGUGGCCAAGACGGGGCUGGCGCUUAUCAAGGAUUGCUGCGGAGCCACCCAGUGCAACAUCAUGUAGCCCCCACAUGGGGUGCCCCCGGGCCCAUGGGGACCCCCCUCCCACCCUCUUGUCUUCAUAGCCCCCAUUUCAUGGGGGCCCAAGAGCUCUCCAAGGUAGAAGGGAUUGAAGGCAAGACCGUGACUGCCGCCAGGGGCCAUGGGCGUGGCAGGCGGGCUGGCCACCCUGUACAGAGUGUAGCAAUAGGGAGUCCCUCACCGUCGCAUGGCCCUCCCCAGAGCAUGCCGAACCCAGGAGUCUGUCCCACUGUUUAUCCAGCCACCAGGAAAGGCCCUCCCUCAGAAAAGUAUAUCUCCACUUCUAUCUAGCUGUAUCUAACCCACCGUGCAAAUGAAUUGGGAGAGGGGCAUGAUCCCCAGGUGUGUAUAGUUGUGACUUCUCAACGAUCUAGCACCACGUUGGACACAUCCCCCAUCCACCCUCGCAGUUCUGCUGUCAGACCUGCCCCAAAUGGGCACAGGUCCUGUUCCCUGUCUGUCCUCUCCCAGGGGCAGUGCCCUAGAGGGCUCCGCACAGCUCGUGAGUCUCUCAGGUGCCAUCAGUGUAGCAUUCUUGGAGACACACAGGGCCCGUCUGUCAGACUGAGCUUGUGUGUGGUGUCUUGGUCAUAUCUCCCGCUUCCUCCCAUCCUGUGUCUGGACACAGUCCCCUCAGGGGGCUCUCUUGGCUCUUCCUUUGUGUGCUGUGUCUGGAGUGGGGUGGGGAUGGGAGGCUUGGGCUGGAAUAGAGCCAGAGCAUGGAAGAGUAGCCAAGAGCUGGAGGCACCCAGGCUGAGGCCAGGGCAGACGAGAAGGGGACCCCGAGCAGAUGCCGACCCAGGCACUAUUCAGCCACCAGGGCCACCGCAGGGGGUGCCAGCAGGACACCAACUCGCCAGCCCAACACACAGACCUCUGUAAAGAACAGCGACAGACGGGAGAGGCAGCCUGACCCAACUGUGUCCCAUCAUCUGGUGGCCUACUUUAACCAGCCUAACAAUCCCACCUGUGUAACUUGAUGUACAUUUGCUACAGCCAGCCUGGCACGGCCCGUGUGACCUCUCUGUCCGUGUGUGUGUCAUGACCGGCCUAAGUAGUUAGCGUAACUCAAGAUUCACUGAUGUGCAACCAUCCAUCAGAGAAAAUAAAAAUGGAAACCACGUA